Messenger RNA from Penicillium daleae, 1752 nucleotides. RefSeq lists its product as uncharacterized. The transcript is spliced from 3 exons. Lineage: Eukaryota; Fungi; Ascomycota; Eurotiomycetes; Eurotiales; Aspergillaceae. The coding region runs from base 1 to 1752 and encodes 583 amino acids. The record is from RefSeq and is a predicted model, not a curated record.
AUGAUUAUCUUGGGAGCUGUAUCUUUAUUUCUUUACGGGGCAUCGGCAUUUGAGUCUAUCAGGGAUGAUGAUCUGUCCACAUUCGUCACACUUCCCAACCACCGAGCAAUAAAAUGGAAUAUCACUUACCAUGAUCGGUCCUCUGUUGCCCCGGGCUACUGGUUUGUUGCGCCCUAUUUCGCGGCUGAGAGCGAGCCAGCAACGACUAGAUGGAUACCUUCCCAAAUAGGCCCUCAUAUAUUCGAUCAAGAUGGAGAACUUGUCUGGACAGGAUCCAGUGAUUUCAAUGACCGGACUAUUUUUGAUUUCCGCAUGGUUGACUCCAUGGGCGAUGAUCUCCACCUAGCAAUGCUUCUUACCAAAGAAUACGGCAAAUGGGACGAUAAGGGGACGAUAAUUGUCUACGACAACCAGUACAAUCCGUCCCCUGUUGUUCUCGAUCCAGUAGUGGACGUGGAUAUGCAUGAAAUCAAUAUCCAAGAUCCACAUAGAGCCCUUGCCCUGGCCUUUCGAGAAGAGAACCUAAAUAUGGCUUCGUUUGGAUUGCCAGAUUUGAAUAUGAACAUAUGGACGGGCGGAUUUGUUGAAUUUGACAUCACCACCGGAAAAGUUCUUCUUUUAUGGACCUCGCAAGAUGCAAUCUCCCCGGACGAAUCUGUUGCUUUCAACCCGUAUCAAGAGCAACCGAACACUGACUUUAUGCACGUCAACGCCAUCGACCGGAAUAAGAAUGGGGACUACAUGCUUUCUGCAAGGCAUACAAACACCCUCUAUUUCAUCUCUGGACAAGAUGGCCGCAUCAUGUGGAGACUCGGAGGGAAAAGGAGCGACUUUGCGCAGGAUUUCGAAUUUUCUUAUCAGCAUGAUGCGAAAUUCAUCUCGGCCAACGAUACGCAUAUCACCAUAUCGUUCUUGAAUAACGGCGCUGAGGACAUUAUCAUCAACGAGCCAACCUCAUCGGCCAUGUACGUCGAGCUUGAUUUGACCACGAUGAAAGCCACGCUCCUGAAUCGAUACACUCGACCCGAUCACGAAAGCACCAGGAAAAGAGGAAACAUGCAAACUCUACCAAACGGCAACGUCUUAGUCGGGUGGAGCGAGUUCGGAUACAUGAGCGAGUUCACCCACGACGGAAGGCUCCUCAUGGAAGCCAGAUUUGUGUCUGAGAGGUUCAGUACCUACCGCGCCUACAAGUUCCCCUGGCGAAGCCGUCCAUCAUACCCGCCAGUUCUCGUGGCAUCAUGUCACGGCGUGAACGGGACAGCUCUGUCGACAACGUUCCAUGUUAGUUGGAAUGGUGCUACCGAGGUUAAAUACUGGCGUUUCUUCACUCAGGCAAAUCUGACCGGUCCGAGUGAGCAGAUCGCCAUCAUACCCAAGAAAGGCUUUGAAACUUCGUUCGCUGCACUUGGGUACCUGGACCUGGUCUCUGUGGAGGCGCUGGAUAUGAAUUUCCAAGUUCUGGGACAAUCCGCGACUGUUCGAACCCAGCCUCCGGUGUACUGGCCUGAGGGUGUGGAAUUACUCAAACCGGAUGACGCUGCAGCUGUCGCUGUUGAUGAUUCAACAUCGACGCGAAAGACCCUGACUUUUAUUGGCCUUUUUGUGGCUGGUUUCCUUACUAGUACAUCUGUGUACUUGAUACUCAGUAUGUACCACCCGACAUUCCGACGUUAUCUUCGACGUACAUAUUCGAGGGUUCAGUCUGAAGAUACAGACGAGGGACUGGGUCUGCUCAAUGUGAAAGAUUGA